UUAAAAACUAAUAAUAAUCAAACUGCUGUUGUACUAGGGUGUGCAAUGUCGCGUGAUUCACCUCCACCGGAUAGUGUCUUUCGUUCUAUUUUAAAACAAGAUCUCUAUGGUCCUUUGCAAAAUCGUCAUAAUCUUAUAGCCAGUACUAAAAAUUCCUUAGAUUAUGUACAACGUUUGGGUCUGUUGUGUCAGCUACCUAUACAUUCGGGUUGCGUUAAUACAGUGCAUUGGAAUAAUACGGGUGAAUAUUUAAUCUCCGGGUCGGAUGAUCAAUUUAUAGCGAUUACCAAUCCACAUAAUCAAGAGGUGCUUCUAAAAUACAAAACUGCCCAUCGUGCGAAUAUAUUUAGUGCUCGCUUUAUGCCGCAAUCCAAUGAUCAAGCAAUUGUAUCGUGUUCGGGAGAUGGUAUAGUUCUUCAUACAGAACUUAUGGCGCCAUAUAUACGACGGGUACGAUCUAUAUCGCGGGACUACAAUAACGAUAGAAAUGUGAUGGCACCUGUUUACGAGCGUGCAACCGAUAAUGAAACUAACGUGAGCAUUUUUAAUUGCCACAAAAGCGGUACAACUUAUGAAGUGCUAACAGUACCUACGGAACCCAGAUCAUUUAUGAGCUGCGGCGAAGACGGUACAGUGCGAUUAUUUGAUCUUAGACAAAUUUCCAAUUGCCAUAAGACUUGCUGUAAAGAUAAUAUACUCAUUUUUAGUCCAUCGGCGGUAAAUGCCAUGGAUUUAGCGCCCAUUAGUAAUCAUUAUCUGGCUGUGGGAAGUAGUGAUGCAAUUGUACGCAUCUAUGAUCGUCGUUAUUUAUCUGUGAUUGAUUUUAGUGAUAGUUCAGUGCCAACGAAUGAGCGGCAUACAAGGCCCGUCAAAGCAUAUCCAAUUCCAUUGCCUACGAAAAGGCAUUAUCGAAUUACUUGUGUGCGUUAUAGCCCGGAAGAAACCGAACUUCUCGUUAGUUACUCUUCCGAAUAUUUAUAUUUAUACGAUUUAAGUCACGAGGGUGUUAAUGUUACCGAAUUGGCUAAAGGUAAAUAUGUAGAGCGUAGUAAUUCACCGCCAGCACCACUCACUGCAGAACUAGUCACUCGAAGAUUGCGUUUAAGAGGUGAUUGGUCCGAUACCGGACCAGAUGCUAGACCAGAACGUGAUCCCACUGGUCGAGCGGAGACAGGUCAAUUCAGACCGCAAUUACAAGCCAAUAUAAUGAGCCGCAUGACUGAGGUUAUAUCGCGUAUGCUUAAUGAUCCACGUACACGCUUUGGCUUGGCUAGUCAAGAUCCGGAGGGUAGUCGCAAUAGCCAGCAAAACUUGGAAACUCAUGAAAGGCAGACAAUGGAAAAUGAGGAUUCUCGUCCUUCUACCUCGGCUGCUUGGCGAACUCUUGCUGCUCGAAGUUUAAGUUUAUCGACACGCUCUAAUACUCAGGACGAAAGUGAACAAACUACAUCGCCAACAACUACCACAACAACAAAUAAUAGAACUGAUUCAGAAGCUUCCUCAUCACCGCGACCUGCCGCUGAUAUCGAAAUGAGAGACUCUUCCAAUAAUAACAACGAUAAUAUUGAACGCAAUAGCGAAGACAGUAGCGAUACACACUCCUCCCAUUUUCAUGACGAUGCCGCUUCAAUUAACCAAGAGUUGGCUGAUCUCGAAAUGGAAACCAAAGAAACCAUAUUUGAUUAUUUAGUAAUGAAAUAUACGGGCCAUCGUAAUGCUCGCACCAUGAUUAAAGAAGCAACUUUUUGGGGUAAUAAUUAUGUAAUGUCCGGUUCGGAUUGCGGUCAUAUAUUCACAUGGAAUCGUCGCACCGGCAAAUUAGUGAUGUUAAUGCAAGCCGAUCAGCACGUGGUGAACUGUUUACAACCGCAUCCCGAAUUGCCGUACUUAGCAAGUUCGGGUAUAGAUUAUGAUGUUAAAAUUUGGGCGCCCAUAUUGCAAGAUAAAGGUUUCAACGAAGAAGAAGCAGAAGAUUUAAUGAAACGUAAUGCCAUCAUGCUGGAACAAACGAAAGAUACUAUAACUGUGCCAGCUGCGUUUAUGAUACGGAUGUUGGCCUGCAUACACUCGUUACGUAAUCGCGACAGAUCAACAAACUCAGAAUCUUCGGCAGCUAAUAAUACGUCGUCUGUGGAAACAAAUAGUAGCACGAUGUCACAUAAUAAUCAUAAUACUAGCGAUGUCAGCAAUAACGAUGAUAAUGAUCAGGGUAGUGAUGAUCGUGAUCGUGAUGCACAUAUGAGUUAAAUUUUGGCAAUUUUUUUUUUUGUUUUUCAAUUUUCUUUUUGACUUAUUAAAUAUGAUUUUUUUGAAAUUAAAGUUUAUAACAAUUGUAUUAUAAUAUGCUUCUGCGCUCAGUGUUCCUAAGAAACAAAAAAGAAAACCAAACGAAAAAAAAAAAAGAAAAGAAACUUCAUUUCUACAAACAAAUACAAGGUCAUGACAUAUUUUUGUUGAGAGAAAAUGCUUUUAUUUGUAUUUAUUGUUUAAAAU
This is a messenger RNA of Glossina fuscipes, 2493 nucleotides long. Its product is annotated as DDB1- and CUL4-associated factor 6-like. Bases 46 to 2247 code for a protein of 733 amino acids. Gene Ontology annotation, biological process: positive regulation of transcription by RNA polymerase II. Gene Ontology annotation, cellular component: cytoplasm; Cul4-RING E3 ubiquitin ligase complex. The transcript is spliced from 3 exons. Gene Ontology annotation, molecular function: protein binding. Lineage: Eukaryota; Metazoa; Arthropoda; Insecta; Diptera; Glossinidae. The record is from RefSeq and is a predicted model, not a curated record.